Helicoverpa zea (corn earworm) is the source of this 1959-nucleotide messenger RNA. It is a transcript of the gene Pu, whose product is annotated as GTP cyclohydrolase 1. Gene Ontology annotation, molecular function: GTP cyclohydrolase I activity; GTP binding; zinc ion binding. Gene Ontology annotation, biological process: tetrahydrofolate biosynthetic process; tetrahydrobiopterin biosynthetic process. The transcript is spliced from 7 exons. Bases 118 to 993 code for a protein of 291 amino acids. The record is from RefSeq and is a predicted model, not a curated record. Gene Ontology annotation, cellular component: cytoplasm. Lineage: Eukaryota; Metazoa; Arthropoda; Insecta; Lepidoptera; Noctuidae.
AAUGUGAGACAGUCAGUCAGCCAUAGACCCGUGUCGCGAUACCUCGUUCACACGAAAUUUUGUAUUUAUUUUCCGUGUUUUUGUGUUAUUAAAAAAACCGCGAAACCUUAAAACAAAAUGGCUGCUGUUAACGGAAAGGAUUCAGACCCUAUCGUACCUCCUUCGUCUCUGAUUAGAAGAGUGAGUUCAAGGUCUGUCAGAAACUCUAUUUCUGAGGAGAAAGAGAAUGGAGAUGGACCAAUCAAGGGAUCCUUUGUGAGUAAAUAUAAGAAGGCUCCUGAGGCACUAAAGAGUUUCCAUUUGACUGAUGCUGAGAGUGAGUUGGAGGUACCUGGAACGCCCAUGACACCUAGAACUUCUACUACCCCUGGCCACGAGAACUGCACAUUCCACCAUGAUUUGGAGUUGGACCACAGGCCCCCCACCAGGGAGGCACUUCUCCCCGACAUGGCCAACUCUUACAGACUCCUGUUGACAGGUCUUGGAGAGGACCCAGAGAGGGAAGGUCUGCUGAAGACUCCUGAGCGUGCUGCCAAAGCUAUGCUCUUCUUCACCAAGGGUUACGACCAGAGCCUUGAAGAGGUCCUGAACAACGCCAUAUUCGAUGAAGACACCGAUGAGAUGGUCGUGGUCAAGGACAUUGAAAUGUUCUCCAUGUGCGAGCAUCACUUGGUGCCCUUCUACGGCAAGGUGUCCAUUGGCUACCUGCCUCAGGGCAAGAUCCUUGGGUUGAGCAAGCUGGCUAGGAUCGUAGAGAUCUUCUCCCGCCGUCUCCAAGUCCAGGAGCGUUUGACCAAGCAAAUUGCGGUGGCUGUUACUCAGGCCGUCCGCCCAGCUGGUGUUGCUGUCGUCAUCGAAGGAGUGCACAUGUGCAUGGUUAUGCGAGGAGUUCAGAAGAUCAACAGUAAGACAGUCACCUCCACCAUGUUGGGAGUGUUCCGUGAUGACCCCAAGACGAGGGAGGAGUUCCUUAACCUCGUGCACUCCAAGUGAGAGCGAGAUCAUCAUUUACUCAAGUUGCAUCGUCCAUAAUAUUUUUUUAUAAUUUUCUCAAGAUUUUUUUGCUGAUUUCUUUGCUUUUAUGCAUUUUUUUUCUAUUUUUGAAUCUCUAAUUUUUUACUGUUUUUUCUUGUUUUUGUCUUUCAUGUAAAAAUUGAUGUUUUUUGUUGAGUUUUCGGGAAAAAAAUAUUACGGACGUCCAACUUAAACCGUGGUUUAUUUAAUAAGUUAUCUAAUUAAGUUAUUGCUUUUUAUUGCUCUAUUAUAGUAAUUUAUAAUUACUAAAGAACAAUUUAAUGUAACAAAGCAGCUUAUACUUUCGUUCCUUUUUCAUAAUUUUUCUUUCAUUUGCAAAAAAAAAACUCAAAAAACAUUCAAUAAACUGCUACAACAGUAUUUACUACAACGAAAAUAGGUAUUAAUUUCUCAAAAUAGACAAACAAUACUGCCUUAGUUUAAUAGCAUAAUUUAAUAUUUUUUGCAUCUCUUUAUUUUAUUUAGUUUAUUCUUUAAUUAUUUUUUGUAAUAAUUAAAUAGCACCAUUCUAAUUUCAAAUAAAAAUAUACAUGACAAUAAAAUAAUGACAAAACAAUAUUUAUUAAUUUAAAUUUAUAUUUUAGUGGGGAAUGUGAUAACAAAAUAUAUAUUGCCCAAACUUAUCACAUUUUCCAAAAUAAAAUUAUAUUUUAAUAAGAGAUUUAGUACAAAAAAUAUUAUUAAAAUAAUUUAUGAAAAUUGUUGAACGUUUUUUGGACCGAUUAGUUUAAUUUGAACAAAAAUCUCAAGCAUAAUAUGGCUGAUGUUUGACAUUUUUGUAAAAUAUUUUAUUUUAUUCGUUUUUAGUAGUUAAUAAAAAAGCUAAGAGCCGAUGAAGUUGCCUUAAAAUGUGAAUGUACGAAUUUUUGAUAUGUUUUAACUAUAUCAUGAUUUUAUAAAUAAAUGUUUUUUAUUUUAAGUUAA